Messenger RNA from Raphanus sativus (radish), 3091 nucleotides. RefSeq names its product protein SCAR4. The transcript has 9 exons. Gene Ontology annotation, cellular component: cytoskeleton. NCBI's taxonomy places the organism in Eukaryota, Viridiplantae, Streptophyta, Magnoliopsida, Brassicales, Brassicaceae. The coding region runs from base 200 to 2944 and encodes 914 amino acids. The record is from RefSeq and is a predicted model, not a curated record. Gene Ontology annotation, biological process: actin cytoskeleton organization; positive regulation of Arp2/3 complex-mediated actin nucleation. Gene Ontology annotation, molecular function: Arp2/3 complex binding; protein kinase A regulatory subunit binding.
UAUAUAACUAAAUUGCAAUAAUUACAAUAGAUGCGUUUUAUUACCUCUUAUGAUUCUAAGCAAAGUUUGUCGCUCUGUAAGCAAGGCGAGAGAUAUUAGUUAUACACUUAAAAGUUCUAAGUUUACCACAGAAGUUGAAGCAUCUCGUUAAUUGUUUCAUUUUUAAGUAAUACGAUUGUUCUCGGAGGUAGAAGCACUAAUGACGUUGACGAGAUACCAGAUACGGAACGAGUACGGCUUGGCAGAUAAGGAGCUCUACAGCGAUAAGGAAGAUGCUGAAGAUUUGCUGGAAGGUUCAUCAAUGGCCGGACUCGUCGGCCUUUUGCGCCAGCUUGGCGACCUCGCUGAGUUUGCUGGUGAAGUGUUCCAUAACCUGCAUGAAGAACUAAUGACAACUUCAGCACGAGGGCAAGGUUUGGCAGUUCGUCUUCAACAGCUUGAAGCAGAAGUUCCUAAUUCAGUUGAGAUACCUUUUCUGUCUCAAACGGAUCAUUCAACAUUCUUUUACGAACCAGGGUUGGAAUGGCAUUGUAAUUUGCAAACAGAAGAGAAUCUAAUUUCUCCAAGCAAGUUGCCUCAUUGUAUUACGGAUUCAUAUGAGGAAUGCCGUGGUCCGCCACAGCUCUACCUUCUUGACAAGUUUGAUGUUGAUGGGUCUGGAUCAUGCUUGAAGCGUUACUCUGACCCAUAUUUGUUGAAGACGCUUACUGCAUCAGUAGUACUGGGAACAUCACAACUCAGCAAAGAUGAGAGACCAAGCAAACCAAAGAAGAAAGUAUCACACAUUAGUAAUGGAGAGACGACACUUGGGGAUUCACAAACAUCACAUGCUAAGUUGAAUCAGCUCUUCUUAAUGGACCAUGUUGAGAAGGGACACAAAGAUCCUGAAUUUCAUGUGAAACUAAAGAAAAGAGAUCUGAAUGGACCUCCAAUUGACUCAAGCUCAGGUUAUAUGAAGAAGUUCCUCAAGAAUUCUUUGACGAACUGUGCAAGAGUUCAUGAGAGUCUGGAUCAGUCAUCUUCAGCAAUGGAAACUGAAGUUACAACAUACAACGUAAGAGUAGACUUAUCAACACCUUCUUUGGUUUAUCUUCCAAGCAACGAAGAUACUAGAAAAGCGAGGGAAAUGGAAGCCGUUGCUGAUGAUGAAAGACCUUCUGUGAACAAUGACACAGAUGCAACACCUUCUUCCACAAACGGUGAUGACAAGGCUGAUGGUAACUUUAGACAGAUCCAGAUCUGUGAUAACGCAGAUGUGACUCAAACAGAGGUCCUGGCUUCUAAUGUUUUGUACCACUCAACGGAGGAAGGAGAAUCUAGUCAGUUAAACGCAUCAGAGGGUGGGACCAAAGAUCUCCAAACAAAUGACGUUGAGGAUGAUCAUUCCCAACAUGUUUACAGUGUGGAGACUGGAUCUGAGAUGUCUUUAACUGGUUUGGUGGAAGACCAGUUCCCUUCCAUAACCAAUCAGGAGACAGAGAAAGAGCCUGAUUGUCUUCUUACUCAAAAUCAUCAUAUUAGCACAUUUGACAACUUUGAAGAUUUAUCUAUGGAUGUUGAUGCAGUACAUGACAGUGAUCUAGCAUUAUCUUGUCAAGAAGAUGCAUUAGCCGACUCUGAUCUAGCUGAGAUAUCAUCAGAUUCUGGACAAGAAGAUCCACAAACCAUGUCUAUUAUUGCAGAUGUGAGUAGUGAUGGUACUGAUACUCAAAGAGAUGGUGCAGGUGAUGACCAUACUAGCCUGAAUGAUAAGGCCAGUGAGACCGUCCCGAAAGUGGACUUAGAAGUAGAUCCGCAAGAGUGUCUUUUAGGUUCACAAGAAUGUUUGUCACCUGAGUAUUGCAUACAUAUACAUGGCCAAGGUCAAGAGAGCCCAUCAGAAACAGAGUCAGAAAAUCCAACAGCAGCAGCAGCAGCCGAGUCACUUCCUACACAAGAUGUUCCUCUCGGUGUUCAGUGUUCACCUUCAGAGGAAACACUAACAUUCAACGAAAAGCCUUACCGUUCAAGUGAAGCUGAAGGAGAAGCUCUUAAUGCAACACACCAAGGAGCUAUCACAUCAUUAAAUGGUAAUAUCUUUGAGUCUGAUCAUUCCAUGGAACCUACUACUGAUCAAGAAAAUUGCUUGGAUGUGCCCAUGUAUCCCUUCUCCACGUCCCUCCAUGAAGCACCUCAGGAAGAUCCAGACAUAAGGCCUCCACUUCCACCUCUCCCUCCAACACAAUGGUGGAUGGGGAAGCUGGUUGAUUCUGUUAAAACAACCGAGACUCAGUUCUCUCCAGCGCCAUCACUUGCAUACAAUGAGGACACACAUAAUGGAUUCGUUCAAGCGACCGCUGCACAAGAUUCCCCAGAAGACUCAGUUACAGCAGGUGAAAACCAAAAUACUGAUGUUUAUACAGUUUCAGCACAAACUACUCUGAAUGAACAGUCUCCUUCAGAAUCAGUUGCUUGGAUGUCACUACUACUCACACCUGAAGUUACACCAGAGGCAGAAUCAGCCCAAGGUUUAGAAGCACUUGAGUGGUUUAGUCAGAACUUCAAAGAGCAUACCAAUACUAACCUUAUAAAGCUAGAAGAGGAGCCUCAGCUUGAUCAACCACCAUGGGAAACAGAACGAGACAAUAAAUCAUAUGAACAGAAUGAGAAAACUGAGAAGGAGUCUCUUGUUAUCGGCAUUGAUAGAAGCAUGCUGAGAAAGGUAUCUGAACGAAACAGGACACAGCUUCGAGCUCGAGUGGAAGAGAAUGAUUCACUACUGGAGAUCAUACGCAGCAAGUCAUUCAACUUGAGACCAGCAGAUGCAUCGGUGAGACACAACUUUCAAGUAGCUGCUCCUAUAACCAACUUGAAGGUCGCUGCAAUUCUAGAGAAAGCCAAUAGUCUUCGCCAUGCAAUGGCGGGAAGCGACGACGACCACGAUUCAGAUAGCUGGAGUGAAUGAGAGUCUCCAUGCAUGUAACCUAUUCAUCACACACACACACACACACACACACAUAUCCUGUAGUUUGUAUAGAAGAAUUGUUAUAGCUUCUUCUCAGAUUGUGUUUUUUGUAUCUCCUAAUGUUUGUAUUGCUCUAUUUCACACAUA